AUGGAUAGAAGGCAUAAUCUAGUAGGUCUGGGAAUUGUGUCAGAGAAGCUAACUAAGGAUAACUUUAUAAGCUGGAAAAAUUGCUUGACAAAUUAUUUGGUUGGGAAUGGGCUUUGGGGUGUUGUCUCUGCUCAGGAGAUUGAACCAGAUAAGACAAAUAAACAAGAGCAUGAAAAAUGGAAGAAAAAGAAUGCUUUGGCUUUGCAUGCAAUUCAACUUUCAUGUGGACAAGCAAUAUAUUCGAAGUUUAAAAAUGCCGACAUUAAUGCUAACUACGUAUGGACUCAGUUGGCAGAACAAGGAGAUCAUGACAAAGAAAGUCGAGUCGAAGAUAAUGGGUUGAGCGAGUACCUUGAAUACGGGCCCUUAUACGAGGCAAUUGAAAAAGGUAAUUGGCAUGAUAUAGAAGGUUUCUUUCAGGAAAAGAAACUACCAUUUACUGAAAGUGUUUCAUCACACAAAGAGACAGCUCUACACAUGGCAACUUUAUCUGGACAGACUGAAAUUGCGAAAAAACUUGUAAAAUUGAUGGGCCCAAAAGAGUUAGAAUUGAAAAAUGAACAUGGAGCUACAACCUUAUCUUUUGCUGCAAUCUGUGGUGCGACAGAACUGGCUAAGGAAAUGGUAAGCAAGAACGAAGAAUUAGUUUCAAUAGAAACUGCAGGCCAAGAAUAUGGGGAACUUCCUGUGAUGGUGGCUGCAUUGUAUAGACAGAAGGGCAUGGUUCAUUAUUUAUACAAUAAGACGCCAAAAGAUGUGCUGAGUCCUGAAAAGGGUGCAAAUGGAGUCACACUACUUAAUUAA
Molecule: messenger RNA, 804 nt
Organism: Olea europaea var. sylvestris
Lineage: Eukaryota; Viridiplantae; Streptophyta; Magnoliopsida; Lamiales; Oleaceae
Exons: 3
Coding region: 1-804 (267 amino acids)
Molecular function (GO): protein binding
Source: RefSeq, a predicted model, not a curated record